AGGUGACCUAGAUGACCACCCACAACCUGCACUUAGGGUAGAAAUUACUCAGCAUGAAUCCUGCCCUUUUAUUCUCUCUCCCCUUAGUCUUUGCCCUUACUUUGGGGCAGAGCAUGUCCCUUUGCAUCCCUGUUGAAUAUGUCAUCCAUGUGGAGAAGAGGGAGUGUGCCUACUGUCUGGCUAUCAACACGACCAUCUGUGAAGGAUUCUGCAUGACCAGGGACAGUAAUGGUAAGAAGCUGCUGCCCCGAAGUGCCCUGUCCCAGGAAGUGUGUACCUACAAGGAUAUGGUGUACAGGACCGUGAUGAUCCCUGGCUGUCAGUACCAUGCUGUCUCCUAUUACACCUAUCCUGUGGCAAUGAGCUGCAAGUGUGGGAAAUGCAAUACCGACUAUAGUGAUUGCAUCCAAGAGGCAAGCCACACUGGUUAUUGCACUGUCUCCUAG
Messenger RNA from Sceloporus undulatus (fence lizard), 446 nucleotides. RefSeq names its product thyroid stimulating hormone subunit beta (gene TSHB). NCBI's taxonomy places the organism in Eukaryota, Metazoa, Chordata, Lepidosauria, Squamata, Phrynosomatidae. The record is from RefSeq and is a predicted model, not a curated record. Gene Ontology annotation, cellular component: cytoplasm; extracellular region. Gene Ontology annotation, biological process: G protein-coupled receptor signaling pathway. Gene Ontology annotation, molecular function: hormone activity. The transcript is spliced from 3 exons. The coding region runs from base 54 to 446 and encodes 130 amino acids.